UGCAACAGUCCUUGAACACAUGUUGAGUACAGACAAGAGGAGAGAGAUGCCCACGACUCUGACUGAGAUGUCAAUACACUUCCUGCUCAUUCAGACCAGCCUGAAGAACCAGAAGUAUCAUGGAAGAGAUGAGAUGGAUCAACAGGAGCUCAUGGAGUCAGAUAAGGAAAUUCUUCUGAAGCUGGGGAAGCUGGCGUUUGAAAAUCUGGAGAAGGGUAAUCUCAUGUUCUAUGAAGAAGACCUGAAAGAGUGUGGCAUUGAUGUCAAAGAAGCCUCAGUGUACUCAGGAGUGUGCACACAAAUCUUUAAAGAAGAGUCUGUGUUAUUUCAGAGAGUGGUGUACUGCUUUGUUCAUCUGAGCAUUCAGGAGUUUCUCUCAGCUGUCUACAUGUACCAUUGUUACACCACCAAGAACAUGGAUGCACUGAAGCCCUUCCUCAAGAGAAAGUCUAGAGCUGCAUCUGAAGAGCUAACCUUGCAUGAGCUGCUGAAGAGUACCGUGGAUAAAGCCUUGGAGAGCAAGAACGGACACCUGGACCUCUUUGUCCGCUUCCUUCAUGGCAUGUCACUGGAGUCCAAUCAGAAACUCCUACGAGGUCUGGUGACACAGACAGAAAGAAGUCCAGACAGCGUCAAGAAAACAAUCCGAUCCCUUAAGGUGAUGCAGAAGAAGAACAUCUCCCCUGAGAGGUGCAUCAAUCUCUUCCACUGUCUGAUAGAGAUGAAAGACCAUUCAGUACAAGAGAAAAUCCAAGCGUACUUGAGGUCAGAGAAGAGAUCCAAAAACCUCACACUUUCUCAGUGUUCAGCACUGGCCUACAUGCUACAGAUAUCAGAGGAGGUUCUGGAUGUGUUUGACCCGAAGGUAUACAAGACAUCAGAGGAGGGUUGUAGGAGACUGCUCCCAGCUGUGAGAGGCUACAGGAAAGCUCUACUCACUGGCUGUAAACUCACAGACACAUCCUGUGAAGUGUUGGCCUCAGUUCUCAGUUCAAACCCCUCACACCUGAGAGGCUGGAUCUGA
Messenger RNA from Coregonus clupeaformis (lake whitefish), 1024 nucleotides. Its product is annotated as NLR family CARD domain-containing protein 3-like. The coding region runs from base 20 to 1024 and encodes 334 amino acids. The transcript is spliced from 2 exons. The record is from RefSeq and is a predicted model, not a curated record. NCBI's taxonomy places the organism in Eukaryota, Metazoa, Chordata, Actinopteri, Salmoniformes, Salmonidae.